AUGUCAACUGUCGAAGAAAGUAAGAUAAUUUAAGCUAACAAAGAAGAGGUAUAUAAGAAAAUUUUAGAGCUCAGAGCCAAGCAAUUGAAAGAAGAUAAAUAAAUUUUUGAAAAUUAUGAACCAGGUUGGUUUGAAAAUUUAUUAGAUUUCGAUAUAACUUGUUUAAAAGAGUUAGAAAAAUGGAUGGAUAAUGUAAUUGAGAAAGAAAAUUCUCCCGAACUUACAUAGCUUUGGGUUUUUUAAAGAGAUUUGAUAAGAUUUUCAUAUUAUUUCUUAACAUUUAGAUGGGUUAAGUUAGUUAAAGAAAACUAUUUUGCAAUUAAAGUCGAGCAUUUAUAUUCAGACUACAUAAAUUAUUUAAAGGAAGAUUUUUAAAAAAACAAUUUGAAAUGGCUUGAUGAUUCAUUUUCCUACUUAACUUUGAAAAUAUAAUAAGCUUAUUAGGGAGAGACAUGGGAUCUUGUUGAAUCAACUUGUAAAGUAGCUAGAGCAUUUAAAGAUGCAACUAUUGAAUGGUAUGAAUACUAUGUUGAAUAUAACAAAAAGGUUGCUCCUUAAAUUAAAUAAUUUGCUUGUAAUCAUAAAAAUGAAGUGAAGGAUUACAUUUGGAAUCGCUUCUAGGGAGUUUUAAGAACUUGGAUAAAUUAGUUAAAAGUUACUCCCCAAGAAUCUCUUGAUUAUUCAUUUACUGUGUUAGAAAAUUACUUUUUAGUAAACAAAUUAGUUAGAGCUUCUUUCUUUGAAGAUAGUAAGCGUUUAGUUCCACUUUAAGCUAAAUAAAUAUCUCUUCAAACUCAACUUGGAUGGAAACACAUAUCAAAUAAAUUUGGAAAUAUUAAGAAUAGUUUAUCUAAUAGUAUUAAUUCUAGUUUGGUUUCAUACUUAUCUGUUGAAGAAAGUGAAGUGUUUUCUUUGCGUUAGGAAGGAAUAUGCUCACUUUUGAAAUAAGAGUAUCCUUUAAGACUUUAAAAGGGUUUAAAUCUAUUCACAUUGGCCUUUUUCCGUAUAAUUGAUGAAGAAAAAGAGUAUGAGUCUCGUAGUAAUAAAUUUAUAAAAUUAAAUUAAGAUAUUGAGAAGAAACUUGAUGAAGUCUUCAAAAGAAAAGAAUAACGUUUAGCUAGAAUUAAUGCUUUACAAAGUGUUGAAAAGAAAUCAGAUGAAACUGUAGAAAACCGUAAAAAGAAAUUAGAAGUAGAUUUUGAAUCCAAUUAAAAAACUACAUAACAAUAAUACGAAAAAGAUGUCAAGCUUUUAGAGAGUCAGAUAGCAGAAGUUAGUUGGAAAAAAUACUAAGUAGAAAAAGAUGUUUAAGAAUCUAAAAGAAUUUAAAACGAAGAGUAUAGACGUUAACAAGAGUAAGUAAAAGCAGACAAGCAAUAUAAAAUUCAAAGAGAGAAAGAAUUAAAACAAUUAGCUUCUUAAAAAAAAGAAAGAUUCGACUAUUUGAAAGAAUUCAUAAAGAAGUUUGACAAAUAGACUGAAGAAAAGUUCCAAGAAAAAAUAAAAACAAUUGAAUAAUAAAAUCAAGCUCGUUUAGCAAAAGAAAAAAGAGAUAAUCGCAAAUAGGAAUUAGAAAAAUUUGAAAAGGCUUACUUUGACGAAUAAGAACAAAUUAAAUAGCUAUAGUUAAAAAAAAAAAGAAUUCCUAAGAAGAAACCUGAAUAAUUGGCUUUAGAAAAGCAAAAUUUAGAUGAAUUAGAACAAAUUCGCUAAGCUGAGGAAUAAGAAAAAUUGUAAGAAGAAUAACAUAAAUUAGAUUUAAAAAAAGCUGAAGAAGAAAAAUAAUGGCAAAAUGUUAUGGAAAAGAAAUUUUAAUCAAAGCUUGAUGGAAUUUAACAGUGGGUUGAUAAAAAAGGUCAAAGCAUUAAUAAUUUUGACCCCUCUAAGAAAUUGAGAAAUUUUUAUGACAGAAUCUACAAUAGUUUUAGUGAAUGCUUAUUAUGGUUUACUCCUGUUUUUAAUACUGUUAUUUAUGGUCCUUUGGAUAACUUUAAGAUUACAAAAUAACUUGGUGAAAAAGCAAGCUAUCUUUAUAAAGCUGCUCUUAGCCAAAGAGCAUUCCCUUAACGCGAAACUGUAUAAAUUCCAAGUAUACCAGAGGAAAUUGAUUUUCAACAAAUUAAAACAAAAGUAAAAGAUAUGUUUAAUCUUUAAAAAAUAGAAGUUGAUCCUAUGAAAAAGGGUAACUUAAUUCGUGUUUUAAAGCACAACAUCAUAGGAUCUGAUCUUAUGUCAAUUGCUUUCUUCAAAAUUGUAUAGGACAAAUUAAUGUAAUAUACAUCUGGUACAUACUAAAAUUAUAAUAAUAUCGCUGCAGGUGCUCUUUCUGGUGCAAUGAUGGCCUUUUUAAUGAAUCCAAUUGAUUGUUUCAAAACUCUUUAUGUUGCCACUGACUUGAAGGUCUAAUUAUCUAUAUCCAACGUUCACUAUAGAUUUACUAAUGGCCUUAAUGCAAGCAUAAUAUCAAAUUCCGUCUACAGGGGUAUAUAGUUCCCUCUUUACGAAUAUUUCAAGAGAGCUACCUACAUGAAGUAAUAUAAUAUUAAAGAGAAAGAUUACGAAUAAUAGACAGGCUACUUCAAUCAUAGUUAUUACAAUAACUUCCUUUCUUUGAAGUAAAAAUAUUUAGCUGCUGUCUCAGCAUCUUUAAUUAGCAGUGUAUUCGCCUAUCCUUUGGACACUGCAAGAAAAGUAAUAUACACUAAUACUUAUAUCUAAGAUUAAUCUUAACAUAUCCAUACUAUACGUUAAGCCCUUGCAAUUAAUACUACAAUCUAUGGAGGAUUUAAAUAUAAUUGCAUUAAACAAAUAUUCUAACCUCUUUCUCUAAUUGUUUUCGAUCAUGCUACUUCUAAAAUUAGUAAUAAAUCUUAAAUAAACUAAUAUAUCCAUUGA
Tetrahymena thermophila SB210 is the source of this 2895-nucleotide messenger RNA. Its product is annotated as carrier protein. NCBI's taxonomy places the organism in Eukaryota, Ciliophora, Oligohymenophorea, Hymenostomatida, Tetrahymenidae. The transcript is spliced from 3 exons. The record is from RefSeq and is a predicted model, not a curated record.